AUGACUUUUUAAUUAUUUAAUUCUAAUCCAACUAUUUUGAUUAAAGGAUAUCUUUAAUAAGAAUAUGAAUCUUGGGGAUUAAGAAAUAUAACUGUAGAUAAAGGAUUUUGUUAAAAAAUUUUUUUAAUUUGUUCUGACUUCUCUUCCUGCACAUAGUGUGAUACAACAUAUAAAUUAUAUCAAAAUAAAUGUGUUUAGAAUUGUCCCAUUCAUUCAUCAAAUUGCAUUGAUUAUAAAGAAAUCAUUCCAUGUAAAUAACUAUAAAUUAAUUUUUAGAUUCUUGAUACCUAGCCAAAGGAUUUUAUGAUUUAAACAUGACUCUUGAUGAGAUUUAAUAAUUUUAUGAUUAGACAACUGAUCCAUCAUUUAGUUUAUCGACUAAAUAAAAAUUCUCUUUUUUUAAUAAUAAAAUCGUCUUAGGUGGUUUAUUGGUUUGGAAUGAUGGAUCAUAUAUUAAAACAUGGAUUAUUUAAAAACCUCAUUAUGCAGCUACGAUCUAUUUUAAUUUAACCUAUGGAGACACUUAUACUGGAUCCUUUUAUUAUAAGAUAGGUUCUACCUCAAGUAUUGGAUUUUAAGGACCUUUUAAUAAUCCUGGAGGAGGAUUAAAUUUGAUUGGUCGUACUGGUCUAGAAAGCAUUCGUUUUUUUAAUGUAAGUUUAACAAACUUCUAUACUAAUAAUCUUUAUAUUGAAUUUAAAUGUGAUGUUAGUAUUACAAAUAUAACUAAGGAAUUUUGUGCAAUAUCUGAGUAUUUCAUUGUUAUUCAUUAUGUAUAUUAAUUUUAUGAUUUAGUGUCCUCCUUUUUGCUCUAGCUGUACAAGUUUAAAUACAUGUUCAGAUGUAGGAUAUACUGGUCCUAAUUGUGGUAGUAAUUAAUAUUUAGAUUUUGAUUCAUCGACUGAAAAUUAUAGUUGCAAAAAUUGUAAUUAACCUGGAUGCAAUACAUGUACAAGUAUAGAAGAAUGCACUUAAUGUGUUAAUAAUUAAUUUAUUUUGAUAAAUGGAAUAUGUUUAUGUAAUCCAUUAACAUUUUUAUAAGGAAAUAAUUGUGUUUAAUGCAAUAAAUGUUGUGAAAAUUGUUAUGGUGACUCUUAAUAUAAUUGUCUUACUUGUGUAAAAGAUCAUCAUAGAGAAAUUAAUGUUUAUGUUUAACUGGAUAUUAUGAUGAUGGAAAUAAUUUACCAUGUUUUUCUAUUUGUGGAGAUUAAAUAAUAGUAGGUGAAGAAGAAUGUGAUGAUGGUAAUAUUAAAGAUGAUGAUGGCUGUGUUGAUUGUUAAAUAAAAUGUUAAGUCUAAUAUACAUUAUGUGAAUAAGAUAUUUGCAAAGAAUGUAAUGUUGAAGAUUGGUAAUUAAGUAAUUAAAAAUGCAUACCAAUAUGCGGAGAUUAAUUAGUCUUGGGUCUAGAGGAAUGUGAUGAUGGGAACAUGA
Molecule: messenger RNA, 1431 nt
Organism: Paramecium pentaurelia
Lineage: Eukaryota; Ciliophora; Oligohymenophorea; Peniculida; Parameciidae
Source: the annotation of a GenBank genome assembly